Messenger RNA from Sinocyclocheilus grahami, 806 nucleotides. RefSeq names its product lipopolysaccharide-induced tumor necrosis factor-alpha factor homolog. The transcript has 7 exons. The record is from RefSeq and is a predicted model, not a curated record. Lineage: Eukaryota; Metazoa; Chordata; Actinopteri; Cypriniformes; Cyprinidae. The coding region runs from base 124 to 756 and encodes 210 amino acids. Gene Ontology annotation, cellular component: cytoplasmic side of late endosome membrane; cytoplasmic side of lysosomal membrane; nucleus. Gene Ontology annotation, molecular function: zinc ion binding.
AUCAGCCUUCUUACUAAUAGCCUAAUUUUAGCUCCACCCCUUAUCUUAUCCAGUAUCAAUAGUGAAGUACAUCAUAAUUGCCAUAGCUUUCCACCAACUCCAGAAACACACAGAUUGCUGAUAAUGGAAAAAGGAUUGUCACCCCCUCCAUAUCCUGGACCACCAAUGGCCCAAAACUACAUUUCCUACCAGACACCACAGGUUGCCUGUCAAACCCAACCAGUUCCAGUGGCCACUGUAUACAGUCCACCACCCACACAGACAGUCAUGGGAUCCAGCAUAACCCAAACAGUCCAGUCACCUGGCAUUGUUUACCCAGCUCCAUUUGCACAAGGGCCAGUCAUGUCUUCAUCCACCAUAACUCAGACAGUCCAGUCUUCAUCAAUGCCUGGCAUCGUUCACUACCCACAGCCCACGGUCAUGUCGUCCACUGUAACUCAGAUGGUCCAGUCUACUGCACCUGCCCUGGCCACAGUGGUAGUUAUGCCACCACAACUGACUAACGUCCCGGGGCAGAUGAAAUGUCCUCACUGCCAGCAGCAGGUCGUCACAGAGACCACAUAUGUCAGUGGCCUGCUGGUGUGGGCCAUCUGUGGAGGUCUUGGCAUUUUAGGGAACUGCCCACUUAGAGAAGGGACCGGGGAUUUUAUUUUUAUGUGCCACUUACAACUAACCUGUUGUGCAGAAGUGCAGGUUAUUUCACAUGCACGCCUCAAAGCGAAGAGUUAUUUUUGUGAUUAUGUAGUUGCUGAGUGAAUUGAAUGAAUGAACCACUAACCAAAUAAAGUAUAUGAAACUAAUAUAAG